Molecule: messenger RNA, 2478 nt
Organism: Pochonia chlamydosporia 170
Lineage: Eukaryota; Fungi; Ascomycota; Sordariomycetes; Hypocreales; Clavicipitaceae
Product: stress activated MAP kinase interacting protein Sin1
Exons: 3
Coding region: 1-2478 (825 amino acids)
Biological process (GO): TORC2 signaling
Cellular component (GO): plasma membrane; cytoplasm; TORC2 complex
Molecular function (GO): phosphatidylinositol-4,5-bisphosphate binding
Source: RefSeq, a predicted model, not a curated record
AUGUCUGUUAUUCAACUUGAAGAACUCGUGUCCUACCAACUGCGAACGAGCUACCUGGAUGAAAUAGCCGACGGUGUUGGCGAGCGAUUACUUACCGUCAAUGACAACUUUUUAAAUUCCGCCGCAUUCAAAGCCGCAGGAUGGCGCCCCAACUCUUCCCACAUCAAGCGGACACACUCCCCUCCAAUCCCCACGGCCAUUGCCUCCGAGUACUUCCAAGCACCGCGACAACAAGGGCUCACACUUGAAGACGGCGAGGAUGACGGCGGUAUGCUUACGGGCGGAGGAGCCGACACCAUGGGCCCCGGGAUGGCUACUAAGAGGCGCAGGCGCCGGGAGCAGAUGGAGGAGGACGACAGUAGCGAUUUGACCGACGAGAGUGACGAAGAGCACGACCAACGAGCCGCACAGCAAAUCAAGUUUUCCAAGAUGCCAGUGAGACAACGAGCAGGAUCUUCGCCAUCACAGGUGUCUCCGGUAAAACUCCAGACAUCACCCCGAGUGCCUAGACGCGGCUCCCAGUCGGCUUUGGAGACGGUGCGAGAGAGGCCGCGUAGGGACACGGUCACCAGCAGCGAGAUAUCGUCCGAGAACGAGUUUGACGUGCCCGCAGCUCAGAGACAUCGAGAAGCAGCGCGUGCUGCGGCAAGGGCUAUGCGGCUACAGGACAAAAUUAACGAGGAGCCCAUACCAGGCGGACUUCAAAGGGCUGACACGCAGCUUCUCCCUGAAGAGGAGGAUGAUGAUUCAGACGAAGGCUCUGACAUUUCUGCCGACUACGUUGGGAGUAUGGACUCUGCCUCGAUCCUGGACGGCGUGGAGAACCCCAUCAAUCCUUCACCGACACAGCAGGUUGUAGGGACGCCGCCAAGAAACUUUCCACGGCAGUCCAUGAUUCGGAAAUCACAAUUGCCUGUCAAGCCUGUUGUUUUGGAAGCCCUUCCUCCGCCUCGCCCCAUGAGCAUGAUUCGUCCUGCCAGCGUCGUUCAACCUACGAGCUUACUAUCAGCGGCACUGAAAGCCAAGGAGCACAAGUCGUCAGUUCCGUUUCAAAAGUUUGCACACUACAGCGGUCAAGGGACGCAAGGGUCUAUUGCCGUGCGAAUAUAUGCCCCGUUUUGUAAGACGGCGAGCCAACCCUUUGAGGUGCUCAUCCGCCCUAGAGUUCACGACGGCCAAGGGGCCGAACGGGUGGUUUCAGUAACAGACUUGAUUGGGCUAAGUCUCUACCGGUAUAACGAAGAGAAAAGAGAGCCUCAGAUCCCGCCCCGAAAAUUCAGCGUCAACUGGUGGACGUUGAGAAUGGUGGAGGAUGGCGAAGUCGACGACGACUUUCCACCAUUUGAAAGAACAAAGCCGUUGACGUCCUUUACGACAGUCAACAAUGCGAGCGCAAGAGGUGGAGGCAGAAUGCGGUCCAACUCGACAGCCUACGAUGAGUUCGCCUUGGUGCCCGCUUCGGAGGAUGAGUACGAAGAAAACAAGCGCCUGACGCCGCAGCAAGAUGACAACGAGGCAGAGCAGGGCCAACAAGCAGCACCGCCCCUGAGCCGCGCCAAGAGCCACGACGAUGACCCAACUCCCAAAAACACGCCUGCUCCGCCGCGCAAUCCGUUGACGGAGACAAGCCGGCCGAGACAGAACCCCAUUGUCACGACGACAUAUCGGCCAAAUACACCCCUGGCGGAUACACCGCAGGUCCCUGUUACGGUUCCCAACACUACCCGUGGGCAACAGAAGCUCCUCCGGGUCCACAUCAUGUCUUCGGAUGUAGCACCGGGCCAAAUGGUUACAGUAGAUGUGACAACGGAUACGUACCUUGCCGAAGUACUCGACAUUGUGUGCCGUAAGAGGCAGCUAGACAAGGCAAACCAUGUGCUGAAACUGCCUCGCUCAGGGGCCGUAGUCAUGAUAGACCGACCAGUGUCGUCUAUUGGUAAUGUUUCUGAUUUGGAGUUGUACAGAAGGCGGUUUGCCACGGAUGGUCCACUGAGCAUGACUGGUUCGCCGAGCAGUUCUUCUCCAAAGACCAUGGGUCUCCCUAGCAGUCAGGGCGUGUCACAGCGGAGAGAGAACAAGAGGGAGAAGAUGCUGGGUCCGCACCCGCUGGCGCAAGAGGCGCUGAAGCAGGAUGAAUUCGGCAACGCCAACUACAAGAAGUACACUGUUUGGCGGAAGCAGCCGAUGCGUCUGGUGGGCAUGAGUGAGCGGAUACUCGUCAUUGACGGAGAGUAUAUACACAUUGUGCCGGCUUCGGGAGGCAAGGCUGUUCACGAUGGGGGAGGAAAGACGACGACGGUUCACUUUAGUAAUGUGGUAGGGUGCAAAGUGCCACGGAAGCACCCGACCAACGUCAAGCUCGUCAUUUACAAAGCCACGGAGAGCAAACGGUAUGAUUUCGAGGCUCGAGGGGCGGACGAGGCGGCAGAGAUUGUGGCCGCUUUGAAAAAGGGCAUAUCUCCAUACAGAGAAGUGUAG